Branchiostoma floridae (Florida lancelet) is the source of this 2741-nucleotide messenger RNA. RefSeq names its product TBC1 domain family member 20-like. The transcript has 9 exons. Gene Ontology annotation, biological process: positive regulation of GTPase activity; endoplasmic reticulum to Golgi vesicle-mediated transport. The record is from RefSeq and is a predicted model, not a curated record. Bases 155 to 1369 code for a protein of 404 amino acids. Gene Ontology annotation, cellular component: endoplasmic reticulum membrane. NCBI's taxonomy places the organism in Eukaryota, Metazoa, Chordata, Leptocardii, Amphioxiformes, Branchiostomatidae. Gene Ontology annotation, molecular function: GTPase activator activity.
AUCCUGCAAUUCCUUCCCAUGAUGCACUGCAAACAAAGAUGGCUUCCGUGGUGAAGUAAUCUUGCGUUCGUGGACAGAUUUUCUCGAAUUUUCACGACUUUUUCGGACUUGCGUAACAAUUUUGGGAUGUGGAGAUGUCGGAGAAAAAAGACCGAUGUCGCUGAGCUCAAAGAAAGGGAAGAGUCGUGGUAAGAAGAAGGGGCUUUUGAAGAGGAAAGGAAGCACAGGUAGCAGUGGUAGCCAUGGCAGUGGAGACAUUAAGAUUGCCUCUGAUAAGAAGCACAAGGCCAAGGCUAUACAGGAGGCCAUGCGCAGCGAUCCCCCGGACAUCGCAAACCUCAGGAGGCUGGCCAUCAGCGAUGGUGGUCUGCUACGAGAUGACCUGCGGAGAAAAGCCUGGCCCAAACUAAUGAACGUCAAUGUGUUUGAAAUUCCUCCCAAGCCAGCCAACAUUAGAGCCCACCGGGACUACAGACAAGUUGUUCUUGAUGUGGAAAGAUCAAUGAGAAGAUUUCCAGCCAACAUGAAGGAAGAACAAAGGUCAAGAUUACAGGACCAACUGGUGGACAUCAUUCUCAGAGUUCUCGUCAGACACCCAGAGCUUCACUACUAUCAGGGGUACCAUGAUAUCUGUGUGACCUUCCUGUUGGUAGUGGGAGAGGAUCUUGCCUUUGCCAUCAUGGACAAACUGUCAGAGUACCAUCUGAGGGACUUCAUGGAUGAAUCUAUGGACAGGACUCGUCACAUCCUGGGCUACCUCAUGCCAAUAGUGGGUAAAGCCCACCCUGAACUGAGAGACUUUCUGGAGAGAUCAGAUGUGGGCACCAUCUUUGCCCUGAGCUGGUUAAUCACGUGGUACGGCCACGUUCUCACAGAUAUCAGGCACAUCGUCCGGUUAUACGACUUCUUCCUGGCCUGCCACCCCCUCAUGCCUAUCUACCUAGCAGCACAGAUAGUUCUGUACAGAAGUGAAGACAUCCUGCGUGUGGAAUGUGAGAUGACCAUGGUGCACCACACCCUGUCCCGCCUGCCCGAGGACCUGCCGUUUGAACACCUGGUCAGUCGUGCAGGGGACCUGUUCAUCCAGUACCCUCCCUCCAUGCUGGCCAAGGAGGCAGAGCUGGAGUUCUUAUCCAGCACCACCAUUAGUUGUUAUGAGGACUUUGAGAUGGCCACCAAUCAGAAACCAGAUACUGUGCUUCGGCGGCGGCGGCGAUUCGGCAACAGUACCGCACAGAACGGGGACGUGAAGACGGUACAGCUCAGAAAGCCAACAAACCUGGCGCUGAAGUUUGCAGUGUGGGCCAUUUCUGCCUCCCUCGGUGCAGCUGCACUUGCUGUAGUCAAUGUUGUGAAUGAGUGGUUUUAGGUGUAUGUUCUAAUAUAGACUUCACCAGAAAAUACUGGUCUAAUCUAACCUAAUCUAAGAGACCAGACUAAAGUGAUGUCUUUCUACCUGAUCUCCAAAUCAAGAUGUGUAUAUUCUUUAAAUUUGUGUCAAAUGUGAUCUUUUGUUUCAUUUGUGGAAAAGUAGAUGCUAAGGUGAGAAUUUAUGGCGCUGUCAUAUUCAUCUUACAUGUCGGUCAUUGUACGAUGUUGAUGCCGUAGAUUUUCAAGUGGACAAAGAUCUAAGAAAAGUCUUUUCUGUAAUGAGACAGUGGAAUUUUGCAGGACAAAUGCACAACUAUCCCAAGAAUACCCUCAGAUUGUGAUCGUAUGACGAGGACUACGUGUCAGGUCCUUGUAGAAGAUGCGAAAGUUUAGGUUGUAGUGUUCGAAACUAGACAAGUUGGAUAAUGAUUGCAGUAUCCUAGGUUGAUGGUUUGAGAGAAGUCUUAAGAUGACUAAGAAAGGCAGGGAAAGAGAUAUUAUAAAAUUGUACGUCGACAAGUACAUGUAAUCGUGUGAAUAUUCAUGAUGUAAAUAGUGAAAAUUCCAUGGACACAGUAACAUUUUAUAUGUUUGGUGUUGCUCUUGAACGUCUGUAUAGUUGCCAGCAUGUGGUCGAUGCAACAGUAUAGCCAUUCCUAUGUCUUAGUUAUCUAGAAGACUUCAUUUAGUUGGUCGGUCACAAGGAAACAUACAGUGCAAUAAGCUAUUUGCAAUUUCAAAAAGCCAUCAGAUCCUCAGAUUAUGAUUAUCAGGAAACUUACCGGAGUUCUAAGAAAAAUUUCUGUGGAGACUACAUUUAGGUACAAAUGUAUAUGUUAUGAGCCUGUUACAAUCGUGCAAAUUGAAUAUGAAUGUAAACCCAGAAGGGUCAGUGAUAUAUAUAUUUCUAGCAUUGUACAUGUCUAAGCACAGGCAAUGCUAUAUAACCAAAGAUGUAAAACAUAAUUUUGUCUUGCCAUCUCAUGCACCGAGUUAACAUUGGCACGUGCAUGGAGUCAGUGUAUCAAAGAUUUCCACUUCCAGCUUACUGUACAGAAUCAAACUAUGGAUGCUGCUGUUUUAAAAACAAAGUUAUGCCAAGCAAUGUUGUUUCAUUUGUAUUGUUUUGAUUCUUAUUGGUUUACACAUGCAGACAAGUAUCUGUCGUAUUUGCUGGAUAUACAGUACGUGUGUACUUUAAAGCACAUCCCCAGAAUGUAAUAAACAUGGUAUAUGGCCUGGUAUCCAAGCUGCCGUGUCUCUCUCAUCCUCUGUAGUCAACGUCGCAUCAGAUGAAUGGCUGUUGCAUACAAUCUCUCUUUUGACAAAACCACGUCUUUUGAAACCUAUACAUGGGAAUGUAUCUUCAA